UUCCGCUGACACCAGAUGGCCGCUGAUAUAUAGAAGCAGCUGAUGCAACACUUGCUUGAGAUAACACCGGCAUCAGGUCACAAGCUGAGGAGCCGCUCGCAGGACGAAACAGCAUCAGGACCCACGCUCAGGAUUCUCUUUGUGGCUGCUUCCUCUCACAUACCAUCAUGCCUGUCAUCAGACUCUUCAGCAAGGUGGCCAAGCAGGCCCUCAGCACCCCGGGGUGCAGCUGUCAGCCCCUGACGGUGGCCGUGCGCAACAUCAGCUUCUCCCCUCGUCAGGUGACGUCCGACGCCAGUUUCCACUCUGUGUCCUUCUCGGAAACAGACCACCCCAAGGUGCUCAUUACAGGAGGUCUCGGUCAGCUCGGGGUGGGGCUCGCCAAAUUGUUAAGGAAGAGGUUUGGAAAGAACAACGUCAUCCUGUCUGACAUCAGAAAACCUCCGAGCAGCGUUUUCCACAGCGGUCCCUUCAUCUACUCUGACAUCCUCGACUACAAGAACCUGAGGGAAAUCGUGGUGAACAAUCGCAUCACUUGGCUCUUUCACUACAGCGCUCUCCUCAGCGCUGUCGGCGAGGCUAACGUGGCCCUGGCUCGUUCUGUGAACAUCACCGGGCUUCACAACAUCCUGGACAUCGCAGCGGAGCAUGGCCUACGCCUGUUUGUCCCCAGCACCAUCGGAGCCUUUGGUCCCACCUCACCCCGUAACCCUACGCCAGAUCUCUGUGUGCAGAGGCCCCGCACCAUCUAUGGCGUCUCCAAAGUUCACGCUGAGCUGAUGGGAGAGUACUACCACCACCGCUACGGACUAGACUUCCGCUGUCUGCGCUACCCAGGAAUCAUCUCUGCUGACUCCGUCCCUGGAGGUGGCACAACAGACUACGCCGUCCAGAUUUUCCACGACGCGAUCAAAAGCGGCAAGUUUGAGUGCAACUUGAAAGCUGACACGAGGCUGCCCAUGAUGUACAUCGACGACUGCCUCCGCGCCACUCUGGGGGUGAUGGAGGCGCCGGCUGACACGCUGAGCAUGAGGACAUACAACAUCAACGCCAUGAGCUUCACCCCCGAGGAGCUGGCCCAGGAGCUGCAGAAGCAGAUGCCUGAGCUGGAGGUCACGUAUGAUGUCGACCACGUAAGACAGGCAAUCGCUGACAGUUGGCCAAUGAACUUCGAUGACUCCAACGCGCGGAAGGACUGGGGCUGGAAACACGACUACGACCUCCCGGAACUCGUCCAGACAAUGCUCAACUACUUAGGCGCAGACACGCUCAUGGCUCGUGCUAACUGAGCGCAGCAUUGGUCUUUGAGUGUUCUUUGAACAGAGAAUAUAGACUGACCAAAGAGAAUUAGAGGAACGUGGCUUGUACAUAGUUGCUCUCUCACUUCUCUCUGUAAAAUCAGAAGGGCUCUGCUUGCCUGGCACAAGGCUAUCGUGUCUCCAGAAUGUAGAAGUCGACGCAGGCUAGACAAUCCUCCCUGCUCCUGCCUAUCUACCCCUGCUCCGCUCUCCUUCCCCUUCUUUCUGCUCGGACAUUUGGACGAAGAGCAGUCUUGUCAGCGGAAGCUUCACAGCAACAUCCAGUAUCGACAUCCCCUGUUAAAGCUUGUAUGGAUAAAUGAUGGCUUUGCAUGUUAAUGAAUUGUCAAAGAUGUUUGUGAAUGAUUUCUGGGUAGAAAAAGAAGCAAGUCAAACAGGAAAUGUUGUAUUGUGUAUUUGUUUUCUUCAGAAAAACAAAAAAGUCAGGGUCCUCGUCUUGCUAAAUUUCCAUGGAUGUAAGAAAAUCUACAUUUGAGCGACUAAAAGUUCCUGGGGGUUAAAUCAAGUUACUUUUGAUUGUGGGUUAUUCAAAUACACAAAUUGUUUUCUUGCACUUUAGAUGAAUCUCUGUCUGACUGAGUAAAAUGAGCCUGUGGGGGCAGUUUCUGUGCAUCUGUGUUUAGAGCAGCGCGGAAUGGUAAUUCUUAAGAAUUGUUCUUCUGUUUAUUCCACGUAAUAUUAUUUAUUCUGUCUCUUGGUGUUUAAUGUGUGGGAGCUUCAUUGAGUAUUUCUUAAAAAACAUUUUUUCUAAGUUUCUGUGCAUUUUUUUUGUUAUAUUUUUUCCCCUCCAUCAACUGUGAUUUCUUUUGACACAAAAGGGAAAUAUGAUACUGUACACCACAUUUACAUUCAGCCACAGUUUGUGGUUUCUGUUCAACUUUCUGUAAAAUAAAUAUUUGUUUCUAUGAAA
This is a messenger RNA of Paralichthys olivaceus (Japanese flounder), 2229 nucleotides long. RefSeq names its product L-threonine dehydrogenase (gene tdh). Gene Ontology annotation, molecular function: L-threonine 3-dehydrogenase activity. The record is from RefSeq and is a predicted model, not a curated record. NCBI's taxonomy places the organism in Eukaryota, Metazoa, Chordata, Actinopteri, Pleuronectiformes, Paralichthyidae. Gene Ontology annotation, biological process: L-threonine catabolic process.